Messenger RNA from Oncorhynchus masou masou (cherry salmon), 3261 nucleotides. Its product is annotated as nectin-4-like. The transcript is spliced from 11 exons. Gene Ontology annotation, cellular component: adherens junction. The coding region runs from base 1233 to 3026 and encodes 597 amino acids. Gene Ontology annotation, biological process: homophilic cell-cell adhesion; heterophilic cell-cell adhesion. The record is from RefSeq and is a predicted model, not a curated record. Lineage: Eukaryota; Metazoa; Chordata; Actinopteri; Salmoniformes; Salmonidae.
CAGUAACAUGAACUCACAAGACCAAAAGCACAAUAACAUUCUAGUCCUGGUAGUAAAAUACACGUCAGUCAACCUACCGAUGUUCACUUUUUCAAAAUGGUCUUGGUCUGAAACAGGAAUGACAAAUGUAGAUCAUGUAUUUUUGUAACAACACCAUCCUCCUUUCUUAUUUUCAAGGAACAGUGGGUUAACUGCCUUGUUCAGGGGCAGAACAACAGAUUCGAUCUUGCAACCUCUCGGUUACUAGUCCAACGCUCUAACCACUAGGCUACCUGCCGCCCCCUUGUGAACACCCAAAAUUAAUAUCAAACAAAACAUCUACAAUUCCGGGCCAAUAUAUGACUGUAGACCUCGGUAAGAGUGAAAGUGACCAAUUAGACGUCAACGUUGCUUAUUGAAAUUAGAAAGUAGUUAAUUUCCAUUAAUCUGGCCAAAUACGUUUAGAUUUAAAUACGACUAGAGCCAUUUGAGAAUAGACCACUUAUAAAUUAGGUGUACAGUAUUGUGCAUUGCAUUGUGUCAAAUAAAAUAAUCCACUGUUGUAUGGUCAGACUUAAAAGACAAAAAAGGAGGCUACUUUACGUUGUAUGAUAAUUAGGGGGUGGAGAGAGACGCAGGCAGUAAAAUAUGUAUUCAACAAUGGAAUGCAAAAGCUUGAGCAAAGUGUAAAUUCGAGACAUUUCACAGAAGAAUGUUAGUCUUGUGUAGGCUAAUGACUUAAUCUAAUUAUUUUUCCGAUUUUGUAGAGCAAGUAGUGUUACCCGAUUGUCUGGUGUUUUGCAACUGUUCGAGUUGGAAUUAACAUUUUACCUCGUGCGUCAGGUAGGCUACGGACUACGAAUACCUGGAGAGUGAGCGAAAGAAAUGUUUGAAAAGUAAACCGAAAAGUUGGGACCUUUUUUUUCUUGUUACUGAAUAUUUGGAAUGUAGUUAUACUGUAGAAAAUGUGUACACAAUUUGUGUGCUACUGUAAAUAAAUCGAGCAGUUUUGGUUUGAUUGGCAAGACCUACGAAGAGACACGAACACCUGACGCACAGUCCACCGUCGUAAGCUUGUCUACAAAUGUUUCUCCAAAUAGGCUACUCCAAUGGAAACACUUUGCUCUCAUGUUUUUAAUAAUAAUGAGAUUACGAAAAUGCAUUAUUUCAUACCAUUUUGAAGCUUGUUGUUCAACUUGGAUAGAUUUUGGAACUCCCUAAGAUUGAUAUUGGGAGUGCCACUGAAUCAAGGGAUGGAGUUACCUGUGCAGGGCCAGAGCCAGUGGGGCACAGCGUGGUUGGUGCUAUGGGCAUUUGUGUGUGUGAGGGGUGGGUUUGUGGAGCCUCCUCCAUCCUUCUCCCUGCGUUCCUUGACGGAGGUUGAGACGCGGCUGCCCUGUCAGUUUCAAGUUCAGGAGGAGGAGCAGGUAGUUCAGGUCAGCUGGUUCAAGGAGCUACCUGAUAGCACCAAGGAACAAAUCAUCACUGCCCACCUCACAGAGGGACACACAGAGUUUGGGCGAUACUCUGGGAGAGUGAAGUUUGAGAGCAGUCGCCCCACAGUGGACUCUGCCCUGCUCAUCAUGAACACGGAGGAGUCUUAUGAGGGGAAAUACACCUGUCACAUCAGCACAUUCCCCUAUGGGAACUUUGAGAGGCAGCUGUCACUCACUGUGUGGACCCUACCAAUCUCCUCUCUGGACCCAGUGGUUCUGGAGGAGGGCCAGUCCUUCCGCAUAGCUGCCUCCUGCCGCUCCGUGGCCCGUCCUCCACCUCGACUGACCUGGGAUACGGAUCUCCCUGGUCAGAACCAGACCCGCAGCUCCGAGGGCGGGGCCGUGUCCACCCACUUCUCCCUGCACCCCCUGAGGAGUAUGAACGGCAUGCGGCUGGACUGCCUCGUCUGGCACCCUGCUCUGGAGCAACCCCGGAGGAUCAGUAACCGCCUGGUGGUGCAAUUUCCCCCAGAUGCAGCUGUCACUGGCUAUAAUGGAAACUGGUACAUGGGACUGAAGGGAGCUGAACUCAAGUGUGAGACUGGAGGAAACCCCAAACCACAGAGCUUCACCUGGACCAGGGGUGGUAAGGCCCUGCCAGACGGUCUCACUGUGAAUGGAGCAAGGCUUCUGUUUGGCCGAGCCCUGAGACAGAAUGACACUGGAGUUUAUGAAUGUGUGGUGAACAACGGCAUUGGGACAAGGAAAGUAGAAUCGAACAUCACAGUGACAGAGAAAAUUCGCAGUGUGCAGGAAACCACUGUUGACACUCUAGUGAUGAUCAUUAUAGUUGUGGCUGCUGGGGUUUUGGUCAUCGUCAUGAUCAUCAUCAUCAUCUUAGUCAACCGAUACCACAGGCGCAAAAACAGAAAAUUAGAGAUGGAGCUUAGCGAAAGAACGUUAAAAAUCAACACACUCUCCAGACAGGACUCCUCCCGGAGACUCAACUCUGUCAGCACAGACCCCAGAGGACAGAAUGAAGACUGUACACUACUCAGACUAGACAGUAGAAUGAAAAACAGCCUAAUGUCCCUUGAGGACCGUCCCAUCUACAUAGGCAGUGAAUCAUCCCUGGGUGGGAGGCGGGGGACUGUUGGAGAGGGGGAUGUGGACUACCUAGGCCGCCCUGUCCUGUACCAGUCUAGCUGGCAUGAGGGCAGAGAGAGUAUGAGGGGCGCGGAGAUGGAGGGAGAGAGGGAAGAGCGCAGACGAAGGGUGGAGUCGUACCUGAAGAGAAGCAAUAUGUCCCUGGACUCUGGCCUUCCUUCCUCCCUUGUCCCCAUCAAGCCCCAGGACCAGGAUGGCAGUGUGGGGCCCACAGACAUCGCCCCAAUGCACAGUGACCUGUGUGGCCAGAGGGAGGGGGUGACCAAAGGGGAAGACUGGGGCCACAAACAGGCAGUGCUGGAGGUUGAUGAGGCAGACUGUGACACCAGUUCUUACCAGAUCUCAGAGGCGCUCUCCAACCACUUCCACUACAGCAACGGGUUCCUGCGGCCCAAACCACACUCCAACGCCAUCCUGCUACACCCCAGAGGACAGGUCAUCUAGACAUGAGGCUUGGCUGAAUAGGGAACUGCACUCAGCUCCACCCUAACCUAGUGGUCAUUAUACAGAAGUGAGGGUUUGGCAACAUGCUCACGUUCAUUGCCAUUUGUCUUUUCUUUUUUUAUCAGCAUUGUCUUCUUGUAUGUCCUAUGUAAACAAUAUUUACUAGCCUAAGUAGAGAUUGGACAAGAUUGCACCAUCACUUUGUAUCAACUAUAAACCCAGUCUUGUGUAAGCA